Molecule: messenger RNA, 761 nt
Organism: Andrographis paniculata
Lineage: Eukaryota; Viridiplantae; Streptophyta; Magnoliopsida; Lamiales; Acanthaceae
Product: E3 ubiquitin-protein ligase BIG BROTHER-like
Exons: 7
Coding region: 41-646 (201 amino acids)
Biological process (GO): negative regulation of organ growth; protein ubiquitination
Molecular function (GO): ubiquitin-protein transferase activity; ubiquitin conjugating enzyme binding
Source: RefSeq, a predicted model, not a curated record
AUAUAUAUGGUCAUCGUACUGUAUAGCAACAGGAUAGGCAAUGGAAGACGAACAACAACAAAGCAGAAAAAGAAUUAGAAGAACAACCUUGGACCAACUUGAAGAGGGUAGAGUGUUCCCGGAGACGUUUGAUCGGACCGAUCAAAGCUACUGCUGCUGCAACGGCCAAGAUUGCUUUUGCAGCAGUAGUGAAGACGAAGAUGAAGAAGAGAUCGACGGAUAUUCCUACACUGAAAUUCAAUCAGCUGGACCGGACGAUGAUUUCUCCGACUUUGAUUGCGACUUCGAUUACGAACAGGGUUUCCAAGAAGAUGAGAUAGAUCCUGAUGAACUCUCAUAUGAGGAACUGAUAGCUCUGGGAGAAAUGGUGGGAGAAGAGAACAGAGGUUUAUCAGAAGCUGACAUAAAUCGCCAUUUACAGCCACUCCUCACCUCUAACCUUUCCUCCAUUUUGCUCCUCCACAGGUGUGUGAUAUGCCAAAUGGAGUUCCAAGAAGAAGACAAAGAAAGAGGGGAGAAUUUACCGGUGACCCUCGACCGUUGUCAUCAUAUAUACCACAAGGAUUGCAUCGCUAAAUGGCUUCGAAUUAAAAAGACAUGCCCCAUUUGCAACAAUGAACUCCAAAUUUCCAGCAAUUUAAUUUAAAUAUUCAUGUCUUGUGAUGUAUAUAUAAUUGAUUCAUUUAAUACAAAUUAACCUUUAUUCAUUGCCUACUCAUUAUAAUAUGUGCAACUUGACAUAUAAAUUUUAUACUCCCCUC